This is a messenger RNA of Erpetoichthys calabaricus (reedfish), 3083 nucleotides long. Its product is annotated as E3 SUMO-protein ligase KIAA1586-like. The transcript has 2 exons. Lineage: Eukaryota; Metazoa; Chordata; Cladistia; Polypteriformes; Polypteridae. The record is from RefSeq and is a predicted model, not a curated record. The coding region runs from base 1845 to 3083 and encodes 412 amino acids.
GUGUAGUCCAGGGUAUACACAGGUAUAUGGCGUAUACCCACUUCUUAUUAGGUCGUCACAGCGUAUACCCACUUCUAAAUCCCCUUGCUAUGGGUAUACGCUGCAGUGUAAUACAGGGUAUACAUGGGUAUACAGCGCUUUUCAGUCCACACACUGAAACAGUCUACAUCCACACUGACACGCUGAUACGCAUUUAUGUGCUGCAGGCAUGUCAAUUUUUUUUCUGCCAUUGUCUGUUUUGGUUACGUUUUGGGAGAACUAACGAUUGGUUAGGGCAAACGGAUUACGCCAAUCAGAGGCAGAGUAGGGCGUUCCUUUGCUAAACCGGGAAAAAUAUCCUUUGCCGCCACCUUCCUGUCGGUCCAUUGUUACAUACCAAAAUAUGUCCUCACGUGAAAAGUUAAUAUAACCAAGUUAAUAGUGAAAAUGAAGCGAACCAUACAAACAAAAAUUAGCUUUCAGAACAAACGACCUCGUGAAGCUACAUUAUUGCUACUAUCCAGCCGGACAGGGAGCCACAGCCCAACGCCCACAGCCUCUCAGUCCCCAACCCCAGUUGGAGGGGGUGCUGACGGUGGAGGCGCUAAAUCUCCGAUUGACGUUGCAAAUUCAAUAGAAGAACACGUCAACCAUGGUGAGUACUUUAUAAUAGCAAGAUUUGUAAAUUAUGUUAAUACAGCGUUUCUACAGCAUUAACUAACAGCUUUUUCAUUUAGUUUCGUUUAUUUUUUGUUGUUCCAAUUUGCUCAUGCUGUGGCUAGUGUUAAGUUAGCUUCCCUGACUUUCAUUAGCAUCAAAGCUGCUAGCUGUCAACAAAUUCCAGUUGGUUGCAUUUUAAAACACAGAUAUUUCAACCUGACUUUCACAUCAGUGCUUAUUUUUGAGGACAGACAGAUUAACAGGUGUUGGGGAGAGUUUAUAAAGUUACACCGUUUUCCCUGAGCACUAGCCGAUGUCCAAACGGCACAGACAUUAAAGCAUUUCUAGCUAGGUACACUAUUCUUCCUGAGAAAUGCUGAUUUUAAACUUGAAACUGUGUUAGUGUGUUGGUACCAUUUUCACGCCAAAAAUUUUAUGACUAAUGUUGUUUUUUUGCAGACACCAAUAAUGAAUGGCCACAGGUACGGACAGCCAAACAGAAAGAGGAUUUCCAAUCAAAGAACCCCUGGUUAGGAUUCAAAAACAGAGAAUUGGGAUGUCUGGUCUAUAGCACUGUGUCCAUUGAUGGUAACAAGGAGCAAUGUGUAUCGCUCUCAAGAGAAUGGAUGAACUUUGAAAUUCAAGUGUCUGGCCUAAGCAGUAGAGAGACAUGUCUGUCAGCCUUAAGAAAUAAGGUGAGGAAAUAUGCUUUGUCCAAAGCACACAUUCAAGCUAUGAUGAUAAAAGAACAACAGAAAGAAGCAACCAUUGAAAAUGCAAUGGAGGCCAUGACAGUCCUACAUGAAGGAAACCGAAGCUGUGUUCAGAACAGCCUACCAUUAAGCCAAAAGGAAUGGACCUUUUGCUGACCACGAGAGCCUCAUUGAACUGCAGGAAAUGAAUGGCGUAAAGAUGGGCUCAGUACUUCAUUCACGUUACAGUGCAACACAAAUAAUCAAGCAUGUUGCUAAUGAGAUGGGAAAAAAAAAUUGUCACUAGUAUAAUAGCAUCAUCAAGUAAGUUGGCCGUCCUAGUUGAUGAGUCCUCUUCUUUAAAUCGCAAAGCUGUCAUGACUGUUUCUGUGAAAGGAUCAAUUGAGGAAAAACAGUCCUGAAUUCAUAUUCCUUGAACUUGUUGAACUUGAAAAUCAGAGACCUGAUGGCAUAGCAGAGGCUUUACUCAGUUGUUUAACUAAUGCUGGCUUUAUGGAGGAAUGGCUUCAUGAAAACUGGGUGACAUUUGUAUGUGAUGGAACCACUGUCAUGUUAGGAAAAAAGUCAGGUGUAGCAACAAGGCUGACCUCAAAAUUCCGAAAGCUUUUUGUAUGGCACUGCAUGAACCAUAGACUUGAGCUAGCUGUGUCAGAUGCAGUUGAUGAGGUAAACUCUGUCAAUCACUUUAAAGCUUUUAUGCAGAAGCUGUACUCUCUGUAUAGUAUGUCAAACAAAAAUGAACUUAAAGAUGCGGCAGCUGAAGUAGACUCACAACUUCUUUGUAUUGGCAGAGUUUUAGAUGUACGCAGGGAAGCCAGUAGCUUUCGGACUGUUCGUGCAGUUUGGACAUCACUGGAAGCCCUUGUGCAGCACUUUAAGAGUGCUUAUCAUGAUGAGACAAGAUCAACCAAAGAGAAGCAAAUAUACAGAGGUCUAUUAGACCGUGUUCAAAGUCCUGAAUUUCUGUGUGAUCUUGGGCUCAUGUAUGACACACUCCAUGAACUAAGUAUCCUGUCACAGGAACUACAGGCUCGUCCUGUUACUCUCCUUAGAGCAGACCAUCUACUAAAAUGCACAAUAAGAGUGAUACAUUCAUUUAAAGAGAGUCCAGGGCAAAAAUACAGUGAGGCUUUAGAAGCAAAAGACAGGGGAAUGUUGUAUCGGUCUGUUGCCUUGAAACAAAAUGUAAAGCUCAUCUCUAUCCAUCCCAGACAAUUCCUGCAAAGCAUUGUGAACAAUCUUGAACAACGCUUGUCUUUUGAAGAUGAGAUCAUCAAGGACCUCGGCAUCCUUGAUCAGAGUAAAUGGCCAUCAAACCCCAGCAUUCGCCAUGGUGAAGAACAAAUUAAGAGACUCUGCAAGCGAUUUAACUUAUGCAAAGACCAAGCACUGAAUGGGAUGCGGGACUUGCUGGAAGAGCCCAACAGUAAGCCCAAGGACCUAAAACCACUCAUUAACUGUAUGAAAACAUUCCCUGUCAGCACAGCAGAGUAUGACAGGAACUUUGGCCUUAUGAACAAUAUAAACACAGACAAAAGGGCUGUCCUACUGGUUUCAAACGUAUCAAACUUGAUGAUGAUUAACAUCAGCGGCCCCCCUACUUCCAAGUUUGAACCUCAAAAAUAUACAAGGACCUGGCUGAUGAGCCACCAUACUGCUAGUUCUAUACAUUCUAGGCAGUGCAGGGUGAAAACCCUCGUGGAAAGCAAGUCUGUCUGGAGAAUACUGUAG